Molecule: messenger RNA, 1271 nt
Organism: Durusdinium trenchii
Lineage: Eukaryota; Dinophyceae; Suessiales; Symbiodiniaceae
Source: the annotation of a GenBank genome assembly
GUCGCCCCAACAGCCUCCGCCCGCGCACGCUCGACAUGCAGCGACUGCACGGACCUCCUGUGGCAUUUUUUGCCGCGAACAUGGAGGCUUGUUGCCUCCUGAGACAGACAGAACUUGAGAAACGAGACAGAAUUACUGUAAUCGUGAUGUAAUUAUGAUGUACUAUCGUAUAGUCCAUUGUAAGUCUUAGCCCACGACACAUCGUGACGAGUUAACCGAGAUGUUACAACUACGUCAUUACAUCGUGACAUACAAGGACUUACAUAGCAUGAAGUGAAUGUAAGUGAAGCUUGAUUAGAAAAUGGAGCUACGCAAACAUGCUCUCAUGGACAUAUGAGGAAGUCAUGACACUUGCAUGCCAAGGUGACGUUUGCAUCUUUUUGCCACAAACCCUUCAGGAGCUGUGAUGGCAGCUAAACAUUUGCAGCCGUGUCCAAACUUCAAAGCCUAGCGUUUUGCCAGAUUUCCUAUAUUUCUGAUGACUCGACUUUUCGUUGCAAUGAUGGUCAUGAUGGCCAGCGUGUCUGCGGUCCGCUUUGAGAAGGCAGAGGGACCAAGCAUGUGUGGCCGUAAACUCCGCGUGAAGGAAGUGGAGGAGGUCAAAAACAAGCACGGAUCCAUCUCCGGAUCUGGCACAAAGACCUUGACACAGUGGACUUCAAGUGUACUUUACGUUCACUACCAGUGCUAUGUGAAGGCUGGGCUGCUGAAACCCCAAUAUUUCGUUCGAUCACAUAGCUAUUCUGUGGGUUGCGAGAAGGCCUUAUUGACCAAAACGACCACAUACACGAAGCUCAAAUCGGACCUCAUCAAGGACUAUGGCAUUAAGAAAUGCAGGAACGAGGAAGACUAUGAGGAUCUGGAGGCCGACAGCACCGCGCCCAUUCCCGUGCUAGAUGGCAAAUCCCAAAAUCAAAUGGUCAACAAUAUGUUUGCAGCCAUGGACCGGGGCGAAUCGCCAUUCAAAGAAGAUGCCGGGGACGGGUUGCCAGUUGGAGCCGCCACUAAGAGAUUUCAGGGUGGUGCUGUAGUAACAGUGGAGGAGCACAGCGGAAAGAUUCACAAGCAUGUGAUGGGCGGGGUGAGAAAGUUCGGAUUCAGCGUCUUCAUCGUGAAGUGACCGUGCCCGCUUGAGUGCACGACUGCUUGACAGAUUGCGCAUGAGUUUAAAAAAGCUGGUCAAGGUUUCAGGUUUGUACCUGGUACCAGGGGUACCACUGUCCCCAACAGUGUAUUCUCAAGCUUUACAUUACAAGACAUGUGACAGCAUG